Acanthamoeba castellanii str. Neff is the source of this 1566-nucleotide messenger RNA. Its product is annotated as histone deacetylase. The coding region runs from base 1 to 1566 and encodes 521 amino acids. Lineage: Eukaryota; Discosea; Longamoebia; Acanthamoebidae. The record is from RefSeq and is a predicted model, not a curated record. The transcript has 13 exons.
AUGCGGCAGAUUUUGCAACUGGAGCUCACCUCAGAUCGACCCCGAAGGAGGCCCGCAGAGACAGAGGAAGUGGUUUUCAAGCGACCCAUUAGUCCGACUGCUCACCUCAAGCGACGGGCACCCGUCUCUACAGCGUCGGGAAGAAAGGGCCAGCUCGAGGGCAUGAGGAAACUGAUGGCCGUCAAGCGGCUCCGGCGCUCCACCACCCCAGUCACUGCUGGUCCUCCUAUCCCAGCUGCGGACGGGAAGGUGGUCUACGUCUACUCCCGCGAGGCCACCAUCGCUGCCGACCUGCUGCCGGUGAACCAGGGCAAGGCCGAGCGGACACACGCGCUGGCGGCGGCCUACGGCCUGCUGCAGCCAUCGCUGGUGCGGCUGGUCGCGCCGAAGGAGGCCACCGUGCAGCAGCUGACGGAGUUCCACGAUGCCGACUACCUCGAGCGUCUCACCGACUCCAAGCCGCAGCCCAAGAAGCAGCCCGAAAAGAGGAACAUUUUCGGCAUGAAGAUGGGCAGAGACAAGCAGCAGCAGCAGCAGCAGAAGAAGAAGAAGCCAAAGCAAAAGCGGAAGCCCAAGAAAAAGAAGAAGACGCGGUCGAGCGACGACGAAGACAGCGACGACGAGGGAAGCGACGAUGACAGCAGUGACGAUGACAGUUCUGCAAGCAGCUCCAGCAGCUCCAGCGACAGCAGCGAGGAAGAGAUCAGGGACGGCGACGAAGAGUUUGGGCUGCAGCACGACUGCACCCCCUUCCCUGGGGUUUUCCAACAUGCCGCCAUGGUGGCGGGAGCCACGAUGGCUGCCUGUGAAGAGCUCAAGGCGCGACGGAGUAGCAUCGCCAUCAACUGGAUGGGCGGACGACAUCCGGGAUUCUGCUACGUCAAUGACAUCGUGCUCGCGAUUCUGUCGUUGAUGGGCUCCUUCGCCAAGGUGCUCUACAUAGACAUCGACAUUCACCACGGCGACGGCGUAGAAGAAGCGUUCUACUACACCGACAAGGUAUUUUGCGUGUCCUUCCACCACUACGCACCCGGAUUCUACCCUGGCACGGGGCGGAUUACCCAGGUGGGCGCAGGCAAGGGCAAGUACUACACCGUGAAUGUGCCGCUCAAGGCGGGCAUCGGGGACGAGGCCUACGUGGAGCUCUUCGCGCAGGUGGUGUCUGGCAUCGUGACGCGCUACUCGCCCCAAGCGGUCCUGCUGUCCGCUGCUGAUGGUUGGCUGCCGUGGCGUGGCUUCGGGGCGUGCAGAGGUCUUGGUGAAUGCGUCCGCACGGUGCGGGAUCUGUGCAAGGGCCGCGGGGACGUCCCUCUGCUCGUGCUGGGCGGAGGCGGCUACAACUCGACCAACGCCGCGCGGGCUUUCACCCACUUCACAUCCCUCCUUCUCGACAAGGAGCUGCCCAACGACAUUCCUGAGCACCGCUUCUUCGAGGACUACAAGGACCACGGCUUCCAGCUCCACCUGCCGGCGGGCCACGAGCCGGACAAGAACGACCAGGCCUACCUCGACCAGGUGCGCCAGACUGUGCAGGACAACCUGGCCCGCACUGCUGGGGCGACAUAA